Molecule: messenger RNA, 957 nt
Organism: Gracilinanus agilis (Agile Gracile Mouse Opossum)
Lineage: Eukaryota; Metazoa; Chordata; Mammalia; Didelphimorphia; Didelphidae
Product: 26S proteasome non-ATPase regulatory subunit 7-like
Exons: 1
Biological process (GO): proteasome-mediated ubiquitin-dependent protein catabolic process
Cellular component (GO): proteasome regulatory particle; proteasome complex
Molecular function (GO): metallopeptidase activity; protein binding
Source: RefSeq, a predicted model, not a curated record
AUGCCAGAGCUGGGGGUGCAGAAGGUCGUGGUUCACCCCCUGGUGCUCCUCAGUGUGGUGGAUCACUUCAGUCGAAUAGGAAAAGUUGGAAAUCAAAAAAGAGUUUUUGUGCUCUUAGGGUCAUGGCAGAAAAAAGUACUUGAUGUAUCCAACAGUUUUGCAGUCCCUUUUGAUGAAGAUGACAAAGAUGACUCGGUCUGGUUUCUUGAUCAUGACUAUUUGGAAAAUAUGUAUGGAAUAUUUAAGAAAGUCAACACCAGAGAAAGAAUAGUUGGGUGGUACCAUACAGGCCCAAAGCUUCACAAGAAUGACAUUGCUAUCAAUGAGCUCAUGAAGAGAUUCUGUACUAACUCAAUACUGGUAAUUAUUGAUGUGAAACCAAAGAACCUGGGACUGCCCACAGAAGCAUAUAUUUCAGUUGAAGAAGUUCAUGAUGAUGGAACUCCAACCUCCAAGACAUUUGAACAUGUGACCAGUGAAAUCGGAGCAGAGGAAGCAGAAGAUGUUGGAGUAGAACAUUUACUUCUAGACAUCAAAGACACCACAGUUGGCACCCUUUCUCAGCAUAUCACGAAUCAGGUCUAUGGCUUAAAAGAACUGAACUCCAAGCUUCUGGACAUCAUGGGCUACCUGGAGAAAGUGGCAAUGGGCAAGUUGCCCAUCAACCACCAAGUAAUCUACCAGCUACAGGAUGUCUUCAAUUGGUUGCCUGAUGUCAACCUGCAAGAAUUUGUCAAGGCAUUUUACCUGAAGACCAAUAACCAAAUGGUGGUGGUAUACCUGGCCUCACUGAUCCGUUCAGUAGUUGCCUUUCACAACCUCAUCAACAACAAGAUUGCCAACAGGGAUGCAAAGAAGAAAGAGGAGCAGGAAAAGGAGGAGAGCAAAAAGGAGAGGAAAGAUGAUAAGAAAGAUAAGGAUAAAGAAAAAGGAGAUGCUAAGAAGGAAAAGAAAAAG